UCGCUCAGAGUGCAGCGGAGGACGGUGCGGUGGCUGUCCGGUCCGGUGUUUACUGUCGGCGGGUUAAAGUGUGAGCGGAGGUCCGGAUCUUCAGCUGGAAAUUCAGCGGCAUUUGGAGCACAAGUGAAGCGGGUUUGAGGAGCGAGAGGCCCGGCUGGCUGCUGCGCGGCGCUGCGGGGGAUGUGCGCACACAAUGGGAGACGGUCCGGGACUCGAACAGCGUCUCCCCGCCCGGCUUGGUUUGUAAAGACACCGGAGCUGGAGCCGGGACUCAGCGCGGAGUGAGGACCUCCUCUGACCGGGCAGGACGCCUAAGACACCGGGAGGAGCUCAGCUGCGAGCCCCGUGGGAGCCGCGGAGGACGCGCCUGUGUGUCGUGAAUCCCGCUGGGAUGAACCCCGAGUGUCUCCUGCGUUCCAAACCGCUGUUUACACAUCUGGAUGAAGAGGAAAGCCUGGGUUUGGAGCUGGUUUAUGGAGUUAAUGCAUGUUAGUUUACUGGAUUUACCCGCAGACCCAUCAGCAGCCUGCAGAGGUUAGUGCUCAGAGGAUAAAACUAAAGGAGCAGUUCACAGUUUCUCUUUGAAUCCGAAUAUUUUAAAUUAAAGGAGCAGUUCACAGUUUCUCACAUGAGCUUUGAAGGAGGCGAUGUACCUGCUGGACAGUAGCAGCUCUGAGAGGAUGGAGAGAGGAGCUCCUCAGAGAAAGACUGUGUACCGGAUCUCACUCACGCUGGUGAAGAGGGAGAGCUUAGAGGAUGAGGACUCGGUGCCCCGGCGGGCAGAGAACCCAAAGGUGGGCGCCUUCAGGCGUGAGGGGUCGGCAGAGGUGCAGCGGGGAGGUCUGCUGGAGCAGCUGAAGGAGGUGGAGGACGAGUCGGAGGAUUUCUCCUCUUCCCACGGCUACAUGCGGAACUUUAGGACGUUCAGCACGGGCCAGCUGGAGCUCGGCAGGCUGAAGAUCUGCCGGAAGCAGCUGCUGCAGCGGGGCGCCAAGGCCACCAGUCCGCUGGCGGAGCCCGGGCAGGAGGAUGGCGGCGAGCGGGAGGUGGAGGAAGCACCACAGGCGCUGGUGGAGAACGGUGGUGUUGGCGAGAAGAAGAAGAAGCUCCUGAAGGCGAAGAGCGUGGAGGAGCAGAGCUCGGAGCCCGUGAGCAGCGUCGGGAAGCUGGCCCACUCUAAAAGUAACGGGGCGCCGUCCACAGAAGGCCCCCCGGAGACUCCACCUCCUCUGAAGCGCCCACCCGGUCUGCUGCGCCGCAGCUUCAGCUUCAGGCACUGGAGCGGUGGUGAGCUGCUGCGCCUGCGGGCGCUCUCCAAAGACAAACACCACAGCAGCUCCGGCUGCAUUGGCCAGGACGCCGCAAAGAAUGACGAGCCGGCUGCGCCGCUCCCCACAGCCCGCCUCCUCGACCCCACCAGAGAGAAGAGCAGGACACUGGAGGUCGGCGCCGUCCUCAACAAGACAGACUCCAUGUCCGAGCUGAGCCGCUGGGAGAGGGCGCAAGGCAGCAAGAACCGCACACUGGACAACAGCGACCUGCUCCGGCUGGCGGAAGAGAAGGACGCUGCCGGGGCAGCAGGUGGAGGCUUCCUGCUGCGGGGAGGUGGGGGACGCUCCAGCGAGCGGCGCCUGGUUCGCUUCUUCAGCGGGAUCUUCUCCAGGAGGGACGGUGCUUCCACGUCCACGCCGGUGGGGAGCCCUAGCACCAACAGGUCGCUGCGCCGCAGCCGUAGGACGGCGCUGUCGCAGUCCAGCACGGAGAGCAUGAACGGAGGCAGCGCUGACGAUGCGUUUGUAAACAGUCAGGAGUGGACGCUGAGUCGGACGGUGCCCGAGCUCAAAGUGGGCAUUGUGGGUAAUCUGGCCAGUGGUAAGUCAGCGCUGGUCCACAGAUACCUGACGGGAACGUAUGUCCAGGAGGAGUCACCAGAGGCUGACGUGGAUGCAGGCGGGCGCUUUAAGAAGGAGAUUGUAGUGGACGGUCAGAGUCACCUGCUGCUCAUCAGAGAUGAAGGAGGCCCCCCGGAAGCACAGUUUGCGUUAUGGGUGGACGCAGUCAUCUUUGUCUUCAGUCUGGAGGACGAGAUCAGCUUUCAGACUGUUUAUCACUACUUCAGCCGCCUCGCCAACUACAGGAACACCGCUGACCUGCCGCUGGUGCUUGUCGGCACACAAGACGCCAUCAGCUCGACCAAUCCGAGGGUGAUCGACGAUACCCGGGCCAGGAAGCUCUCCAACGACCUCAAACGAUGCACCUACUAUGAAACCUGCGCCACCUACGGCCUCAACGUGGAGCGAGUCUUCCAGGAUGUUGCCCAGAAGAUCGUGGCCACCAGGAAGAAACAGCAGUUGUCCAUCGGGCCUUGCAAGUCACUCCCCAACUCCCCGAGUCACUCGUCUGUCUGCGCCACACAAGUGUCAGCCGUCCACAUCAGCCAGACGAGUAAUGGUGGCGGCAGUUUGAGCGACUACUCGUCAUCUGUGCCGUCAACACCGAGCACCAGCCAGAAGGAGCUCCGUAUCGACGUCCCGCAGACCACCAACACGCCAACACCCGUCCGCAAGCAGUCUAAACGCCGCUCCAACCUCUUCACCUCGAGAAAGGCGAACGAGGCGGACAAGGACAAGAAGGGCCUGGAGGCUCGAGCCGACAGCAUCGGCAGCGGGCGAGCCAUCCCCAUCAAACAGGGCAUGCUGCUGAAGAGGAGCGGUAAAUCCCUCAACAAGGAGUGGAAGAAGAAGUACGUGACGCUGUGUGACAACGGUCUGCUCACCUAUCACCCGAGCCUACACGACUACAUGCAGAACGUCCACGGGAAGGAAAUCGACCUGCUCAGGACCACGGUGAAGGUCCCGGGGAAGAGGCCACCACGCGCCGUAUCCACCUGUGCCGCCAUGCCGAGCCCCAAAACCAACGGCCUGACGAAGGACAUGAGCAGCCUGCAGCUCGGACAGACUUCAGGCUCGGUGACUAGCAGCUCGUCGGUGUCGCAGAUGGCGAGCGGCGUCAGCUUGGUGUCCUUCAACAGCCGCGGCACGGAGGGGAUGCACCAGCGCUCGUACUCCGUCUCCAGCGCCGAUCAGUGGACCGAGGCCACCGUCAUCGCCAACUCUGGAGUCAGCACAGACACAGGCCUGGGAGACUCCGUCUGCUCCAGUCCCAGCAUCUCCAGCACCACCAGUCCAAAGAUGGAGCCGCCGCCAUCGCCGCACGCCAACCGCAAGAAGCACCGGCGGAAGAAGAGCACCAGUAACUUCAAAGCCGACGGCCUCUCUGGUACUGCGGAAGCCAAACGUAAAGCUUGGAAACUAAAUCGCGUCUCUAGCCUUCGCAGCAUUUACACCAACAGUCUGCAGAACUCAGAAGAACAAGAGGAGAACUUUGAGUUCACCAUCGUGUCGCUGACGGGGCAGACGUGGCACUUUGAAGCCACUUCCUACGAGGAGCGAGAUGCCUGGGUUCAGGUCAUCGAGAGCCAGAUCCUGGCGAGUCUGCAGUCAUGCGAGAGCAGCAAGAACAAGUCUCGUCUGACAAGCCAGACAGAGGCGAUGGCUCUGCAGUCGAUCCGAAGCAUUCGAGGGAACGGUCGCUGUGCCGACUGCGACACACCGAACCCGGACUGGGCAAGUCUGAAUCUUGGGGCCCUGAUCUGCAUUGAGUGCUCGGGAAUCCACAGGAACCUGGGCACUCACCUGUCCAGGGUUCGCUCUCUAGACCUGGAUGAGUGGCCGCUGGAGCUCAUCAAGGUGAUGUCGGCCAUUGGCAACGAGCUGGCCAACAGCGUGUGGGAGGCCAACGCUCAGGGACGCCUUAAACCUGGACCGGACGCCAGCAGGGAGGAGCGUGAGCGCUGGAUCCGGGCAAAGUACGAGCAGCGUCUCUUUCUGGCGUCGCUGCCCUGCACUGAUCUCCCACUGGGCCAGCAGCUGCUGAGGGCAACCGCCGAGGAGGAUCUACGUGCAGUCGUGCUCCUGCUUGCUCACGGGUCCCGACAGCAGGUCAACGAGACCUGCGGAGAAGGAGAUGGACGCAGCGCGCUGCACCUGGCCAGCCACAAGGGCAACGUGGUCAUCACGCAGCUCCUUAUCUGGUACGGUGUGGACUUGAUGGCAAGGGACGCCCAUGGCAACAGUGCAAUGGCAUAUGCUCGCCAGGCCAGCUGUCAGGAGUGUGUGGACACGCUGGCUCAGUAUGGCUGCCCAGAUGAACGCAACCCCCUAAUGGCCACACCCAACCUUUCACGCCGCAACACCAAUCGUAACAACAGCUGCAGCAGCGCCGGCAGUGCCGCGCUCAUAUGACCAGACAGUUUCCUGUGAUGACUCUGAGAAAAAUAAACAAACUUCGAUUUGGGAGUAUCCUGAACGUUUUAUUUUGGGAACCACUACUUUAGCUUUGCCCACUUCACCUGACAACCACCAGUAAACUGAUCACAGGUCAGUGGUGACGCUGCGGCCAGGCGUCUGUUUGGGAGAAGAAGUCUAAAGCAUGUUGGGAAACAUAGCCCACGAUCAUCAAAGCAUUUUGGGAAAUGGUCACACGACUUGUGCAGGUCAAUGAGUUAUAUUGUACCUCGUCACACAGCCUCAGAUUUCACACUACAAAGGCCAGUUCCCGCUCAGACUCAACAACAAACUGAACUCAAAGCAUAUCAUCUUCUGUCCACAACCUGAAACUGUGAGAUCAAAUCAAUGAGAAGGAAACUCAAGUCUUCGUAUCUUCUUUGAGGCAGCCACCCAUCAACAUCAUCUUCACUGCAAAUCUCUCGAGGAUUCUUUACGACCUCUUCACCUUCUUUCAGCUGUCAUUUUUUUAAAUUUUCUGCAAACCAACCGGCUUUACACAUUUUUGUUCUUUUUUUUUAAUGUGAAAAAAAUCUUGAUGUUAAAAAAAAAUAUCAGCUUAGAGGUAAAACAUAAGUGUGAUAGAUCGCAUGUCCUAGACACUUUUUCUACUUUAAUUUAAGGCAUUUUUCUCGACUGUGUAUAUUGUAUCUCGAUGUGCAUUGCUGGACCAAUGGUAAAAAAAUGCUAACAGGGGAAGGGUUUUUGUUUUUCCUUUUUUUUAAGCUAUCGGGUGUAUAAAGUCAUUAAGUGUACAGAAGCUCUUGCCAGGCUCAGGGACUGGGGACUGUCGAUCGUCAGCGCUCAUUGUCUUUUUUCCCAGCGAGUUCUUUAGAUGAAACAACCUGUUUUCACUUCACUUACUUCUGACUACAUUCAGCACUCAAGUUGCUCAAAAUUGCUGGCUUCACUUAAUUGGUUGGAUGCCUAAGGCAUCGAACCAAGAGAUCGAUUGGUGGCCCUCUGGCAGCCACUGGUCACUGGUUGGCAACUGGUCGCUAGAGGUUGCUGGCAGUCACUAGGUGGUUGCAAAGAGGUGUACAGUACUGUACUGAAAACCUUCUUGCAAUUGCUUGGAAGACGCUCCUUGUCUGCAAACACUGACCAAUUACUUGCCCAAGCGAUAGUAAAACUGCAAAGGGUGCGACAAAAGCUGGAAAUGGGGACCAUUCGGCUUCAACGUAAAAGUUGCACUUUUUGAAACAUGUUCGUUGCAUUAUUCAUUAAUCACCAUAAGAGCAAAGUGGUCGAUCGAGCGGUUGAACAUUUUUCUGUAUGUUGCCGAUAGUUUGUGGCAUAAGUUGGUUUAUAAAUUUGGUUUGCCAUCCACAUCCUGGCUUAGCUGGGAAUUAACCUGCUGAUGAGCAUCUAUAUGUAGGAUUUCAAACCUUUUCUUAUGCUGAAGGUUUUAUCGUCUGAACUGAGUGAACUGUAAGCAUCUUAAACCCAAACCUGGUUUACAUCCUGAUGAAAAAGCAUUUAAUCUGAACUCUAUCCCUGAAGUUAAUUUUAUUAAUGGAAAAAAAUGGAAAAGAUACAGAAGCAGCUGUCGGAGCAAAAAAGGGAAAUUAUUGUCUUCAGGUGUUUUUGUUUUGGUUUUUUUUUGGGGGGGGGUUUAAUGUUUGCUAUCUAUCCAGACACAAUGAUGGGGAGACAGUUGGUGGCCCCUGCCAUCACCGCCACUUUUUUAUCUAUCCCGUCCAAUCAGGCAGUCUCCCUGAUCUGCUCAGCGAAUCACUAAGAAGGGCUUCUUUUUCUUCUUCUCUGGUCUGAAAACGUCUUUGUUGUAAAUAAUCCUCCUCUCUUUCUCUGCCGCUUUCUCUCUUUCAUUCGAAGCAUCAUGUAAAUUAGAGAACACAGUAAGUACUUAGAGUAUGUGAGGUUGCAGAGUGGAAGUGGUUUAUUCUAAUGUGUUAUGGUAUGGUUUUGGCUCUGUGCUGAACCAUGAAGAAACCAGGAAGAAAAACUUUUGCAGGUGUCUAAACCUGUGGUUCCCAACAUGAGAAUCUUUACAGACUAAAGGGUCAACGGACGGUUUACAGCAAAGGAAAUCAGAAAAUACAGAUCCAAGUUGCUUUUUUAAUGAGAAAGAACAAACCCAAAGGGAAGCUUAUAAAACGUCUACAUCUUCUCAAAUUUAGGUCUACCCUGACUUUAACAAAUGUGGUAAAAAUUAAGUUAAGACGCAGUAUAAAAGUGUUGAGUUUACUUUUGGGGGCAUUUGGGGCCACAAUAGCACUAGAUGUGGUUGAGUUUGAGUCAGGCUCAAAUCUGAUUAUUUAAUGAGCACAUGGACAAAGUCAAGCUGGACAGUGGACAGCAUACAUUAAGACUACCCUGAAUGUUUAUGGAUGUGUUUACAUUUGUCCAAUUGGUCUGCAUAGCCAUUAACUGUUAGACAAGAUGAAGUUUACUUCAUACUAGCCCUUAUAUUUUAAAAUCACCAUGAGCUAGAAAUGUUGGGAACCACUGGCACAAAGGUCCAUUUGGAUUAAAUGAUAGGGUUGCAGGUUGAUUUCAGGCGUUUUAAAAACACCUUUCUUAAUCCUGGUGAUAUAGAUUUUUCCGUUGGUUGUUGAAAUGUGUAGAAUGAAGGCCUUCAGGUGAAGAUAGUUGGGGAACUAGUUUCCCAAACUCAACAUUUAUGUGAUGAUUCAGACAGUAUGCUGCUCCUCAGCUCAGAUCUUCAACUUUCUCCUGUUUCGCCCUCUAAUGUAAAUGUUGCUGCAGCGGUUGAGUAGCAGCUCUCAACCCGACUGUGUAUCCAAGCAAUAUUCAUAAAAACCUUCACGCUCACAUCCUAACUUUGUAUGCUAACAUCGCUUUAAUAUUCACAUGAAAACACAAAAACACACUGUAGAAAUGGAAGAAGGAUCAAAAAGCAAGAAACAAAUGUUUUUCUAUCAACAUGAACACAUUUGUCCUCCUUUUGCCUUUUUUGUUUUUGCACGCCUGCCUUGAUGUUCCUAAUUUUUGUUGUUGCUAUAUGUGUCACGCUCCAUUUUCCUUACCAGUCAUCUUCAAGACGCCGUUCUAUUUCCUGUAAAUGACAAACCAAGACUAUUAUUUUUAUUGGAUGAUUUUAGUUUGUUUUCAUAUCUGACCCAUCCCACAGCUGUCCAGAAACAGGACAAGGAAAAAAGACGUCCAUUUAUUUAUGACAGAAAUGCACUAAUUUACUGCUUUAUUUCAUCUAUCUUAAACACAACUCUUCUACCAUCUUCCUUUAUGUUCUGUCAGUAACUGACAUUGGCUUUUUCUAAGCGGUGGCGGCUUCAGGUUGUUUUCUUUAGAAUAAAAUUGUAUUUAUUUUAUUUUAAAAUCGUGUGAGCAGAAAAAUUUGAAUUGUAAUUAAUAAUAAUGCUAACUGUAGAUAGUAGUAAACAAACUAACGAGAGCAUUGCGCUAGAGUUUCCGUUUACAAGCGCUUGUUAAUGCAACUAGAGAUCAGUUAGCUGGUGAUAGCUAAUAGAGAGGAGGUGAACAUUAGUUGUCACUUUGCUGCAGAUUUAUGCUCAUUCAGGUUUGAGACUCAAAGCUAAAAUCGAAAAAUUGCUGAGUCAUCUGUCACCUAAGCUAACACCUAGCAGUGAGCAAGCCAGCAUUGUUUUAGGUUAACAGUGCAUUUCCCCUUUUAAAUAUUAAUCAAAUAAAUAGUGAAAUAGGAAUAGAGAAUCGAAACAUCGAGGCUCAUAAGCUGUAGAUAUGUUAACUGAACUAAGCUAAGUGAGGGGAAGAGGGGCAUAAGCUAAACUUCCCACCAUAAAAAUGCAAACUGUGACAAACAUUGUUUUAAAAAAGAUUUUCCCAGCUUCCAAGUAAACAAUCUAAGUCAGUCAUCUGCUUUCCAUUAGAAGUUUAGCAGAACAUGAAAACAAUAUGUGGAUAAUAGAAACAUGGUGUGAAGAGCAGCUAGCUAAACUCUGCUAGCAGAGCAUAUGGGGUGCUGUAUCUCCUUGAGUAUGAAGACUUGACUCUUCACAGAUGUUUCUGUUGUUCCGUUCACAUUUUCUUAGUCUCAUAAUUGAGGAGAAAACAUAGAAAAUAUCUGUUUUUGUGUAUAUUUUGAAGCUAAAACAUGCUGUGAAGCUCCAGCUAGCGGUCAGUUAGCUCAGUGGCCAGUAGCAUGGCGCAAUAUGUUUCCUAGCCUAGGAUCUUUCGGCUGAAGCCGCCUGCGUGUAGAUAAAUUAUGUCAUGGUAACUGCGUUAAUAUGUCUGCACUGCUCUCGCCACCGCCAACACUUGUACAUAGACAUCAACAGAACGAAGAAAUAAUAUGGUCAAUGUCUAGUUGUGUUACCUCAUGUAGCCUCCUUAACCCCACCCAACUGGGCUGUCCACUACAUUAUUUAUAAAUGCACCCCUCGAGGAAGACUCGGCCCCCUUAAACCUACAUUUUUGUAUAAUUUUCUCCAUCCACUUUUUAUUAUUGUUGUUCUGAUUUAUCAUCCAGACACAUUAUUGUUCUUAUUGUCACUGUUAAUCUAAUAAUUAUUAUUAUUGUUGUUGAUGUUGUUGUUAUUAUUGUUAUUGAAUUUUUGUUUGAUGUACAGUACCGUUGUAUGAAAAUUCUACCUAAUACAGAGUCUUCUACUGUAAUGUGUCUCUUUUCAAUAAAGACAAGAAUAAUGCUUCUUAUUAUAACUUGAA
Messenger RNA from Maylandia zebra (zebra mbuna), 8996 nucleotides. RefSeq names its product ArfGAP with GTPase domain, ankyrin repeat and PH domain 1 (gene agap1). Lineage: Eukaryota; Metazoa; Chordata; Actinopteri; Cichliformes; Cichlidae. Gene Ontology annotation, molecular function: protein binding; GTP binding; GTPase activity. The record is from RefSeq and is a predicted model, not a curated record. Gene Ontology annotation, biological process: activation of GTPase activity.